AAUAGGGAAGCAUUGUACGCAUUUCUUGUCUGAAAAGAGCGUAAUUUCUCAGGUUCACUUUUCAUUCAAUGGACGAAGCGGUCUGCUCUCCUUUCCAUGUGAAACUCCUUGUCGCCGUUCGUCGCUUGCGUCGGUGAUUGGGAUUUGUGACUACUCCGCACUAUUUUGAAUCACAUUGAAUUUUUGAAUACGCAUAACAAAGAAAGACAUGGUGGCAAACCCGGAUACCGAAAUGAAAAAAGCGCCGCUUUUUUCUGGAUUGUUUCGGGGCCAACUGACCGUCCCACGACCGACGCUUGCUGAUAUUGCUGCCGGAAAAUCCGUCACUGGGCCUGUGUGGAUAUUUACUGGUGCUGCACUCGCCGGCAGGCCUCCUUCGUCACCGAGAAGGACUUUUUCGCUUCUCGUGCAGCCAGGGCCAUAUGAUAGUCUCUGGUUUAGGAUAUUUCGCGGCGCUUUGCCGGCUUCACUUACAACUGAAAGAUCUUCAGAAGGAGGAGCAACUGCAAGCAACGGUACUUCUAUAGCUGCUGCGCAACAGCCUGAAGAAAUGGUGCCGCAGGUGCCGGAGCUUUCUGGUUUGGAACGUGUUAUUAAAGCUGUCGUUACACUAGGCGGUGGCGCAGGAUUGAAGAAAAUUUGUGAUGGCGGUUUGGUAGACCUUGAUGCUAUUGGUUCUGCAAACACGCAAAAUUCUCCAGACUUUGGUGACAAGAAACCGGACUUGCCUUCAUACGCCAUGUACAUUGGCCUUCUAGAAGAUGCGCUGGAGGAUUUGCAGUUAAUUCCAACGGUUCGAGCACAAUUUGGCUUCCAGUUUCAUCAUGCGUGGAAUAAGCGGGGUAUUCUUGUUUAGAUUUGGCUUCGUUUACUUUGUCUUCAUCACCACUGUGUUUCGGCUACGAGCUAAAAACAGCAACUGCAGCACCAUCACGAUGUUGUGGCUUGAAUUUUGAACUUUCAACACAUUGUCCUUCGUACCAGAGACGGAGCCACCGUCAGACCACGAGCUCCUUUAUUAUCGCUGGAUGGGUACCGAGAAGGACCGCGUGCCACCCUUUGCGACCACUCAAGGCGGCAUUGGCGCUUUGGUCCUUAAUCCGACCCAGGAAAAGCUCCUGCUUGUCCACGAAUACGGUUGGUGGAAACCAGUAACGGGAAUGGUUGGCCACAACGAGAAUAAGUUAGGGGCCGCCGCGCGCGAGUGCUUUGAGGAGGUCGGUGUACGAGUAAAGACUUUGCCGCAACUUUCCGCCGGCGAGAAUAAUUCGACUUGGGGCGGAGAAUAUCAUCCUUCGUCUCCGCCUUCUGCUGUCGAAGAUAAAAGCAAGGGCGCUAGCUCAACUACUAACGCCGAAAUGCACCCGAGUGCGAUCAGCGCCGCGACAUCAUCGUCGAGCUCUUCUAGUAUGAAAACGCCUGUUUUCUGUGGUGGGUGGCAGUCAGGCGGGCAGUGGGACAGGCAUGUUAAUGAUGAGUUUUCCGUCUUUGCCCUAACGGCUGAAAGUGAGGAAAUCACGGUCGAUGGAGAGGAAAUCAAGGACGCGCGUUGGGUCCCUAUAGCGAAGAUACCCCAGUUCGCUGCAGACGACCCCAGAGGUGUCUUUGGUAUUACCGGAAAAGAGGAGAUCUACGUGGAGGGUCUAGGUCGCAUUAAUCCUAUGGUGUGUCGCUGGUUGUGGAAUUUCUAUAAUGAUAAAAGUUUUAGCUGCACGCUCCAAGGUGCUGGUGUUAACACACAAGGCCAAAGAGGCGCGGUCAGAAUAUACUACGGACUUUAAUAAAUGAAUUUUUUUAAAAGAGUCACGUCCAUAUAUCGCCAGGGUGCUAGAGCGUGGCGUAUAACAACAAAGGAGGCAUUUACCUUCAACAUGGG
Molecule: messenger RNA, 1876 nt
Organism: Amoebophrya sp. A25
Lineage: Eukaryota; Dinophyceae; Syndiniales; Amoebophryaceae
Source: the annotation of a GenBank genome assembly